Purpureocillium lilacinum is the source of this 1116-nucleotide messenger RNA. RefSeq lists its product as uncharacterized. Lineage: Eukaryota; Fungi; Ascomycota; Sordariomycetes; Hypocreales; Ophiocordycipitaceae. The record is from RefSeq and is a predicted model, not a curated record. Gene Ontology annotation, molecular function: oxidoreductase activity.
AUGCCUCGGCUCCUCCACAUCAAAAAGAUUGACGGCAAGCCCGGCGAGGUGUACUACCCGCUGCAGCUCAAGGACGUCCCCAAGCCGCAGCCCGGCCCCGGCGAGGUCCUCGUCCGCCUCACCGCCGCCGCCCUCAACCACCGCGACCUCUUCAUCCGGCACCACCAGUACCCGGCCAUCUCCUUCACGGCCGCCAUGCUCGCCGACGGGUGCGGCGUCGUCGAGCAGCUCGGCCCCGGCGUCGUCGACAGCGGCCCCGCUUCACUCCUCAACAAGCCCGUCGUCCUCACGCCCAUGCGCGGCUGGGCCGCCGACCCCGCCGGCCCCGAGCCCGGCUCCGUCUUCAGCGUCACCGGCAGCAGCCGCCUCACCGACGUCGGCACCGCGCAGGACUACAUCGUCGUCCCCGCCGCCGAGGUCGAGCCCGCGCCCCCGCACCUCUCCCCCGCCGAGGCCGCCGCCCUGCCGCUCGUUGGCCUGACGGGCUGGCGCGCCCUCGUCACCAAGGCAGGUUGCGCGCCGGGCGACCCCGCCACGCGCGGCAAGAACAUCCUCGUCACGGGCAUCGGCGGCGGCGUCGCGCUGCAGGUUCUCCAGUUUGGCGUCGCGCUCGGCUGCAACGUCUACGUCACGUCUGGCGACCGCGCCAAGAUCGACCGCGCGAAGGCGCUGGGCGCGCGUGGCGGUGUUAUCUACAAGGACGAGAACUGGGAGAAGGAGCUCGCGGGAUUGCUGCCCCAGGAUAGGCCGUAUCUCGAUGCCGUCAUCGACGGCGCCGGCGGCAAGGUCGUCGCCAAGACGGUCCGGCUGCUCCGCCAGGGCGGCAUCAUCUCGCAGUACGGCAUGACGGUGGCGCCCAAGAUGGACUGGUCGAUGCAGGCCGUGCUGGCCAACGUGGAGCUCAAGGGCAGCACCAUGGGCUCGAGGAAGGAGUUUGGCGAGAUGGUCAAGUUUGUGACGGAAAAGAAGAUCACGCCUGUCAUCAGCAGGACAGUCAAGGGGCUGGACAACCUGGACGGUAUCGACAGCCUGUUUGCAGACAUGGAGGCCGGGCGGCAGUUUGGCAAGCUCGUGAUUGAGAUUGACACUGGGGAUGUGUCUUCAUCAAAGCUGUAG